AUCAAGGCUAUCUAUCAAUUCCUCUCCUCCUCGCUUCGGUGCCGUAGAGACAUCUUUCUCUUUCACCUACACAGGGAGAAUAAACGCCAAUAAUCCGCUGACCGACAUUACAGCAUCCGGACACCGCUAUGGUGGGUGUUUUUCACCAAGCUGGACUUAAUAACAGCGUUCGUGGUCACAGAUUCUGAUAGAAAACAACACAUUUUGACGCCCCGCUAAGCUACCGUGACUUCCCACCACUGUCCUGUGGUGUCGGCGUCGUCGUGGUGAGAGUCCUCUAACGGGGGGAUAUACAAGGAAACUUACCUGGAGUUUGUGAUAAACCGCAAACAUGUCUGGGGCGUCUGUAAAAGUCGCUGUUCGAGUUCGACCCUUCAACUCCAGGGAGAUGAGCAAGGACUCGAAAUGUAUAAUUCAGAUGCAAGGCAACACUACAACUAUUUUGAACCCCAAAGCCCCAAAGGAACCAGCAAAGACCUUCAGUUUUGAUUAUUCCUACUGGUCACACACUACGCCGGAAGACUCUUCCUUUGCAUCACAGAACCGUGUGUUCAAUGACAUUGGCAAAGAAAUGCUACAGCACGCUUUUGAGGGCUACAAUGUUUGCAUCUUUGCCUACGGCCAGACAGGAGCUGGUAAAUCCUACACUAUGAUGGGAAAGCAGGAGGAGGGCCAGGAAGGAAUCAUUCCAAUGCUUUGUGAAGAUCUGUUUGAGAAAAUCAAUGAUGUCAACAACAAAGAAGAUCUCUCCUACUCAGUAGAGGUCAGUUACAUGGAGAUCUACUGUGAACGGGUGCGGGAUUUGCUCAAUCCCAAGAACAAAGGGAACCUACGAGUACGAGAACACCCUCUACUGGGCCCCUAUGUGGAGGACCUGUCCAAGCUUGCUGUCACCUCCUACACAGACAUUGCUGACCUCAUGGAUGCAGGCAAUAAGGCCAGAACUGUGGCUGCCACCAACAUGAAUGAGACCAGCAGCAGGUCCCAUGCUGUUUUCACCAUUGUCUUCACACAGAAGAAACAUGACAGUGAGACAGACCUCUCCACAGAAAAGGUCAGUAAAAUUAGUCUGGUAGACUUGGCGGGGAGUGAACGAGCAGAUUCCACUGGAGCUACAGGCACCAGGCUAAAGGAGGGCGCAAACAUCAACAAAUCUCUCACCACACUAGGAAAGGUUAUCUCUGCCUUGGCUGAAGUGGAUAACUGUACCAGCAAGAGCAAGAAGAAGAAGAAGAGCGACUUCAUCCCGUACCGAGACUCUGUUCUGACAUGGCUGUUGAGGGAGAACCUGGGAGGAAACUCCAGAACAGCCAUGGUUGCUGCCCUCAGUCCUGCAGAUAUCAACUAUGAUGAAACUCUUAGCACACUUCGCUAUGCUGACCGAGCCAAGAAUAUCAAAUGCAAUGCUGUCAUCAAUGAAGAUCCUAACAAUAAGCUGGUGCGUGACCUGAAGGAUGAAGUGGCUCGACUGAAGGAACUCCUCCAUGCCCAGGGCCUAGGAGACAUCCUGGACAUUGAUCCUUUGGGGGAUGAUUGCCCAGGAAGUGGAAUCAAAUACCUCAAAGACAUUCAGAACAAUAAGCAUAGAUACUUGGUAGCUUCAGAGAACCAACGCCCUGGCCAUUUCUCCACAGCCCCUAUUGGUUCCCUGACAGCCUCCCCAUCCUCUGGUGCACUAUGCAGCCAGGGAGGACUCCAGUCAGUCACCAGCAUCCAGGAGCGCAUCAUGUCCACACCUGGAGGAGAGGAGGCCAUUGAAAGACUCAAGGAAUCAGAAAAGAUCAUUGCUGAGCUUAAUGAAACCUGGGAGGAGAAACUGAGAAAGACGGAGGCAAUACGCAUGGAGAGAGAGGCCUUGCUUGCAGAGAUGGGUGUGGCAAUACGUGAAGAUGGAGGCACUUUAGGAGUCUUCUCUCCUAAAAAGACUCCACAUCUGGUUAACCUAAAUGAGGAUCCCCUCAUGUCGGAGUGUCUGCUCUACUACAUCAAAGAUGGAAUUACAAGGGUGGGUCAGGCUGACACCGAAAGAAGACAAGACAUUGUUUUAAGUGGUGCUCACAUUAAAGAAGAGCACUGCAUCUUCCGCAGUGAAAGGAAUGCCAAUGGACAUGUUAUCGUUCUGCUGGUGCCCUGUGAGGGAUCAGAAACUUAUGUCAAUGGGAAACGUGUUGAAGAUGCAAUCCAGCUUCGAUCAGGUAAUCGUAUCAUUAUGGGAAAGAACCAUGUGUUCCGGUUCAAUCACCCAGAACAGGCCCGAGCUGAAAGGGAGAAGACACCGUCUGCAGAAACUCCUGUGGAGCCUGUGGAUUGGACCUUUGCUCAGAGAGAGCUUCUGGAGAAACAGGGCAUUGACAUGAAGCAGGAAAUGGAGAAAAGGCUCACUGAAAUGGAAAUCUUGUACAAGAAGGAGAAGGAAGAGGCAGACCAACUUCUGGAACAACAGCGACUGGUUUAUGAGAGCAAAUUGCAAGAACUUCAGAAACAGGUCGAAACUCGCUCGCUGAUAGCCGAGACACCGGAUGAAGAAGAGCUGGAGGAGGAGGAGGAAGAGGAAGAACCUAAACUACUGGAAUGUGCAAACAUGCCGUGGACUCAGCAUGAAUUUGAACUGGCACAGUGGGCCUUCAGGAAGUGGAGGUACCAUCAGUUCACCUCCCUCCGUGACCAGCUGUGGGGAAAUGCUGUGUACCUGAAGGAGGCUAAUGCCAUUAGUGUGGAGCUAAAGAAGAAAGUCCAAUUCCAGUUUGUCUUGCUGACAGACACACUGUACUCACCACUGCCUCCCGAGCUCCAGCCUCCAGAGCCAGAAAAGGAGCGUGACUCCAGGCCUUUCCCUCGCACUGUGGUGGCGGUAGAGGUUCAGGACCUUAAGAAUGGAGCCACACACUACUGGUCCCUUGAAAAACUCAAGCAGAGGCUGGAGCAGAUGAGAGAGAUGUACGACCGUGCAGGUGAAAUGGCCUCCACUAACCAGGAGGACGGCGAGAGCACUUUGACAGGAAAUGACCCCUUCUAUGACCGUUUCCACUGGUUUAAACUAGUGGGGAGCUCCCCCAUCUUCCACGGUUGUGUUAACGAACACCUGGUUGACCGCACGCCCUCGCCGACCUUCUCCACCACUGACUCCGAGAUCACCGAGCUGGCUGACGAGCGCCAGAGUGAGAUGUCUGACUUGAUUGAUGAUGAAGCAUUUGUGGACGACACCAGCUCGGAUGCCGGCACUGAGGAGGGCUCGGACAUCUUCAGUGAUGGCCAGGAUCCCUUCUAUGACCGCUCCCCCUGGUUCACUCUGGUGGGAAGAGCGUUCGUGUACCUGAGCAACCUGCUGUACCCUGUACCUCUGGUUCAUCGCGUUGCCAUAGUAACAGAGAAGGGUGCGGUGCGUGGUUUUCUGCGUGUGGGUGUCCAGGCAAUAGCUGCUGAUGAGGAGGCUCCAGACUACGGGUCAGGAGUUAGACAGUCAGGAACGGCCAAGAUUUCCUUUGAUGAUGAAUACUUCAAAAAGAAUGACUUUUCUUCCACGGUUAUGACUCGCUCCGGCUUGUCCCUAGAAGAGCUGCGCAUUGUGGAAGGACAGGGUCAGAGUUCAGAGGUCAUCACACCCUCAGAGGAACUCAACAGAAUCAAUGACAUGGACCUCAAGCUGGGUAACAUUGCAGAAACCAAGCUGGUUCAUGGUGAUGAUCUGAUCGACCAGCUGGAGGUGGGCAGUAUCUUUACCUUUCGUGUUACUGUGCUGCAAGCCAGUGGUGUCCCACCUGAAUAUGCUGACAUCUUCUGCCAAUUCAAUUUCCUGCAUCGUCAUGAUGAAGCUUUUUCCACUGAGCCCCUGAAGAACACAGGCAAAGGAGCUCCUCUGGGCUUUUAUCAUGUCCAGAACAUUUCAGUCGAGGUCACAGAGUCGUUUAUUGAGUACAUCAAGACAAAGCCCAUUGUGUUUGAAGUGUUUGGCCAUUACCAACAAUACCCACUACAUGUUUAUGGACAGGACCUGAUCAGUCCUCCAACACCAUCAAGGAAAUACUAUCCUAUUCCAAUGCCUCUGUCUAAACCAGUUCCAGCCACUAAAUUGAACACCAUCACCAAGUCCAACCUGGGUCAGUGUGUCAGCAAGUACGACCUGCUGGUCUGGUUUGAGAUCAGCGAGCUUGAGCCCACUGGAGAAUACAUCCCAGCAGUGGUCGAUCACAGUGGAGGACUGCCAUGUAAUGGCACCUACCUACUGCACCAGGGGAUCCAGCGGAGGAUCACAGUGACUCUCAUCCAUGAGAAGGGUAGCGAGCUUCACUGGAAGGACGUCCGUGAACUGGUCGUGGGUCGCAUCAGGAACAAAGCAGAAGUGGACGAUAGCGCUGCUGAUGCUGUCCUGUCCCUCAACAUCAUUUCUGCCAAGAACAUCAAGUCAUCACACAACGCAAACAGGACCUUCUACCGCUUCGAGGCAGUGUGGGACAGCUCCCUGCACAAUUCCCUCCUGCUUAAUCGAGUCACUCCUUAUGGAGAAAAGACCUACAUGACCGUAUCUGCAUAUCUGGAGCUGGACCAUUGCAUCCAGCCUGCUAUUAUAACCAAAGACAUCUGCAUGGUCUUCUACUCCCGAGAUGCGAAAAUCUCCCCUCCCCGUUCCCUCAGAAACUUCUUUGGGAGUGGUUACUCCAAAACUCCUGAUUGCAACCGCGUCACCGGCAUCUACGAGCUGAGCUUGUGCAAGAUGUCUGAUACUGGAAGCCCAGGAAUGCAGCGGAGGAGGAGGAAGGUCCUGGACACAUCAGUGGCUUAUGUGCGUGGAGAGGAGAACCUGGCCGGCUGGAGGCCCAGAGGAGACAGUCUUAUUCUGGAGCACCAAUGGGAGCUGGAAAAAAUGGAGCAGCUGCAUGAGGUGGAGAAGACCCGUCAUCUGCUCCUCCUGAGGGAGAAGCUGGGAGAUGCAGCUCCAGUGGGCACAGCUCCCACCACCAAGUCCCUGAGUGAGUUGCUCUCCCCGAGCAUGAGCUCUGGCAGCCUGUCCACCUCCACCUCCAUUUCCUCCCAGAUCUCCAGCACCACCUUUGAGAGCGCCAUCACGCCCAGUGAGAGCAGCGGCUACGACUCCACCGACAUCGAGAGUCUGGUGGAUCGUGAGAAGGAGUUGGCCACUAAGUGCCUUCGUCUCCUGACACACACCUACAACAGUGAGUACAACCAGCUGGUCAACAGUAUCAGUGACUGCAAGCUGUCUGACAUCUCACCCAUGAGACGUGAUCCAUCAGUGGCCAGCUUCAGCAGCGCCACCCUCACUCCCUCCUCCACCUGUCCUUCUCUGUCUGACUCCCGCUGUGGCUCACUAGACCAGAGGACCCCAGAGAACAGCUCUCGUGCCUCCAGUCCUUCUUGUUCAGACUAUGAAAACUUUCCGAUGGUUCCAUCCCUGGAGGCGUCCUAUUUAGCACGGGCUGGAAAAAACGAGUUCCUCAACUUGGUGCCUGAUAUUGAAGAGAUGCGACCAGGGUCUGUUGUGUCCAAGAAAGGUUUCCUGAGCUUCAUGGAGCCGCGCUCUAACUCGUGGGUGAAACACUUUGUGGCUGUGCGCCGGCCUUACGUCUUCAUCUACAACAGUGAUAAGGACCCGGUGGAGCGAGGUGUCCUCAACCUCUCAACAGCACAGGUGGAAUACAGUGAAGACCAGCAGGCCAUGCUCAAGACUCCCAACACAUUUGCAGUGUGUACAAAGCAUCGAGGAAUCCUGCUGCAGGCCAACAACGAGAAAGACAUGAACGACUGGUUGUACGCAUUUAAUCCUCUGUUAGCAGGGACAAUAAGAUCUAAGCUGGCGAGGAGACGCUCUGGCCUGAUGAAGAACUGAGUGAGUCGACUGGUACACAAAAAAAACCACGGCUAUCAUUGUUUCUGAAACGACUUUGAACAUACCGAGUGUUAACACUUAUUAAUCAUUGUGAUUCUUGAUGGUUUUCUCUUGUAAGUAGACUUGUGGCUUAAGUCUCCUUUCAUGCAACUAAAAGUUUCAGUUCAAGAGAUAUUUGCCUCCUCUCCCUCCAACAGCCCUCUGCAAACUUCCCUUCCCUAUCUCCUCCUCAGAUUUUUGUGUUUUUUAUGACAAUGUUUCUGUCUGAUUUUGUUCCGCUUUGUCAUCACGCCCCGACUCCCUAACUAGUAGCAUGUUGUAAUAGUCAACUUGUGUGUGCACGAUUCUUCAAAAUGUUCUUUCUGGCCACAAAUUUUCAGUUUGCCAAUUAUCUGUAAAAAAAAAAAACAAAAACAAAAAAAACCCGUCUAAUACAGUGUUAUUCAUCUCCCUAUAAAAGGUGGAUUUUUUUUAUUAUUAUUUUUUUGUUAUUAAUAAGCCCACAUGGUAACUGCAGCAGUCCUCAGGGGAUGACCAAGUUUGCUUUGUCAAAAAAAGUAAAGAUAGAUCAGAUAACUACAGAUGAACCAAUGAAGGAAAACUCAACACAAAUAUCUCCUAAUGAAGUAUCAGUUCACGAUCUGCGACAGAAGGCAGGGCUACUUCUAGAAUUAUUGCUGCUAAUGAAUUCAUAGUUGUUGUUUUUUUUUUUUGCUGCUUCCUAAAGUAGACUCUAGCUUCCCGGUACUGCCUCCUGAACUGUCGCAUUCAAAAUGUGGAAAAUUUGUCAAGGUCCCAUCUCAGUGAAACAAGAGGGCUGCCCUGGAUUCCCAGUGUCAUCCAUGUGACAUUUAGAUAACCACUCCUGUCUGUGUACAUACACCCCGAUAGUGCCGUGUCUGUGACUCAUUACUUACAAUCAUGCAUUUGUGUCAACAUGAGAAAUACGAGCUAAAUGCAGAAACAUGCAGAAAUAAUUCAAGUUUAAUUCACUUCAUCUUAGUGAAAUUAUGACAAUGGAUUGUUCCAGAUAUUUGCCCUUUUUGCUAUUUCACCCUUAAAAAAACCUAACCAGGGUAAUCAGGAGGUGAUGAGGAAGAUGGACAGAGAACGCAUCAUUUGUACACACAGUUUGAUCUGGGAUCAGAGUGGUAGUUAACUCUUAUUUAAGACAUUCCUCUCAGCUCCUGGCAGUUUUUCUUACUCUGUCAUGUUGAGACUCAGGCCUCAAGACAAGUCACAACUCUCACUAACCUUUAAUUUACCCAUCACAAACAUGUGAUAUGUGAUGAAGUGGGUAUAAUACAAUAAAAGGGAGAAUUAAGUUGCAGCGCUUGACAAAGCUGUCUGCUCACAGCCUGCAGGUCACAGAACAAUAUAAUCCAAGCCCAUGACCCCCUUUCACUGUCACACCAGUGUCCGGUGAAUCCUCUGUAAAGUGAAGAACUUCUUUGAUGACCACAUGUUCAUUUUCUAUUUAUGUUUUAGAACUCAUAACUCCUCUAACCCGCACUGUUUUGACUUCGCAUUUAUAUUCCUUUUAUUAUGUAUUAACACGGGUUUGUUUUUGUCUAUUAUGAUUUUAAUCAUUCCAUAGUGAGGUUUUAAAUGAAAUGUAACAAAGGGCAUUUAUUUCUUGAGUGGUAACCAGUUACUUUGGUGUUUAACCUUAUUUUUGCACAUUAACACAUAUCUAUAGCAAGGCGAGGGCAGAUCACACACAGAGUAUCAGGAACACUGAAAAGAGCACAUAUCAAGGCUACACUGGAUAGCUGUUUUCCAAAGGGUUUAUUAGAAAGAUAUAAGUUAUGUUAAAGGGAUGACAUAUACUCAAAGAUUUUAUUUCUGAUAUUGUUUAUGAAGAUAUUUGCUCUGUACAUUGCACUAUAGCUUGGAGAAUGGUGUGUUUGUCGACUGUGUCGGAUAGUAGGACAGUGAUUAGCACAGAUGGGCACUCCAAAACUCUGGCCAACCAACCAGUAGUGUGCCCUCUGUGUCAUACGAAAGAAGCCUUAUGGUUACAUGCGUUGACGCAGAGGAACCAACUGGCUGUUAUAAGAGUCAGUCGAAUUACUGGUGACAGAAAGCAUUUACCACCAAAUGUAAAACAGCAGAGCGUCUCUGCCCUCAGGUCAGCCAACCUGGUCAGAGAAACAGGAACAGAAAGUACGCACACUUAAGUUUAAGAAGACUCAGAAAACCACUGUGCACAGGUGGGGGCUCAAAUGGGAAGGUACCUCAACAUGUGACGGAUUUAUAUGACUACAUGUCGGAGCAAACAUUUUCACUUCAGUGACUAAUUUGCAGAUAUGUUUUAUUUUAGAGUUGUGUAUUUAUUGUUUGCAAAUUGCAAUGUAUAUAUUAGUUUGCAGCUCUUUGCACAUAUUAAUAAAAGGUUCAACUGAUCAAAUUAAGUCUGCACAGUUUAGUUGUUCAACUGGGAAUGAACCAAAAGUUGACGUGGCAGCCUCAUCCUGCCUGAAGAGGGAGAGUGUUGAAUGUACUAUGAAGGUGUGUGUGAUUCUCCAUCUUUGGGGAAAAAAAAAAGAGAACUAAGAUGUAACCCACAACUGCCUGUGAGUUACAUCAGUCGUUCCUCUUGAUUAGAAAGUCUGCUUUUGAUUUGGAGAAUAUUUACUCACCGCUCAUGCUAGCCAGCCAUCCGAAUUCUAACGAAAUGAAGGUGGUUUUUAACCUUUUUUUUCUAAUAUCAGGGAGUAUAAUAAAAAGUAGCUACAGUGACAUCUAAAAUGACAGUAUACUAUUGUUUACGGUGGUGUCUUAAUUCACCUCAACACCUUUUUUUUUCAGUUGAUGCCUUUCAAACAGAACUAAACAUGAUAUUUUCCAUCUUACCCUCUGACAAUUAAUAUCUGGGUUCCCUUUGGAUUUGUUCACCACGAGGAAACAAGCAAAACCAACAAACCAUGACAUUAACACUGUACAUUAUUUGUCAGACUGGUUUCAUUUUCAUACUUAUUUUGUAAAUAUCUGUGUUGUAUGGAGCUUGAAUUCAAAUGUAAAUAUGUUUACUGUAUUUGUAAUAAUUAUAAUCCAUUCGCUGUAUAGCAUAGAUGUGUCAUGCAGAUACCCUAAUUCUGUGUACGGUAAUCUUACACCAUUGAACUGUUUAGUGAAUGAGGCAACAAUAAAAGUGCAAACUGUGCAUUAGCAGA
Molecule: messenger RNA, 9018 nt
Organism: Solea solea (common sole)
Lineage: Eukaryota; Metazoa; Chordata; Actinopteri; Pleuronectiformes; Soleidae
Gene: kif1b
Product: kinesin family member 1B
Exons: 50
Coding region: 332-5842 (1836 amino acids)
Biological process (GO): microtubule-based movement
Molecular function (GO): ATP binding; microtubule motor activity; microtubule binding
Source: RefSeq, a predicted model, not a curated record